Molecule: messenger RNA, 2116 nt
Organism: Xenopus laevis (African clawed frog)
Lineage: Eukaryota; Metazoa; Chordata; Amphibia; Anura; Pipidae
Gene: ncf1.S
Product: neutrophil cytosolic factor 1 S homeolog
Exons: 11
Coding region: 75-1394 (439 amino acids)
Source: RefSeq, a predicted model, not a curated record
AACAACAUUAAUUCCAUAUCAGCAGUAAUACAAUUGCAGGAACCACCAAUGAAAAUACAACUAGAGCUUUUAAAAUGAAAUCCCCACCUACUGUAUAUAGAGCAGAGCACAGAGCGGCACUGACAGUUUCAAACCUGCACUCAACAGUUCUCUCUCAUACAGUCGCAGGAGCUUCUCUAAUCCACCUGCAGCACCAAAAAGCAAUAUCACCAGAGCAUUACAGGGUCAUGACUGAUCCCUACAUCAGGCACAUCCAACUUCUGGGCUUUGAGAAAAGAUUUUUGCCCAGCCAACAUUAUGUCUACAUGUUCAUGGUCAAGUGGAAGGAUCUCACAGAAAAGCUGGUCUACAGGAAAUUCACUGAAAUCUAUGAGUUCCAUAAAGCCUUAAAAGAAAUGUUUCCAAUUGAAGCUGGAGACAUAAGUAAAGAACACAGGACAAUUCCUCACCUACCAGCUCCAAAAUGGUUUGAUGGUCUCAGGUCCACGGAGAACAGGCAGGUCACUCUGUCAGAUUACUUUUCCUCUUUGCUCAGUCUCCCUCCUAAAAUCUCCCGCUGCCCUCAUGUUCUGAAUUUAUUCCAAGUCAGACCUGAUGAUGUUAAUCACGUAGCCAACAACAUCAAUGGUCGUAAACCUGAGACGUUUUUGUUGAACACUACAAAAAAAAAUGUGUCAGAUAUAACAGGACCCAUUAUCCUGCAGUCAUACAGAGUGAUUGCUGACUAUGAAAAGAAUUCCAAGAGUGAGCUGCCAGCGAAAAAUGGAGAUGUGGUAGAGGUAGUGGAGAAAUCUGAAAAUGGCUGGUGGUUCUGUCAGCUAAGGAACAAGCGGGGAUGGAUGCCUGCUGCUUAUCUUGAGCCUUUAGAUGGCCCAGAUGAGUCUGAAGAACAGGAUCCUAACUAUGAAGGGGAGCUGCACAUCACCACAAAAGAAUAUACAGGAGAAUUAGAUGAUGAGCUGAGUCUCACAGAAGGAGAGAAUGUUGAAGUCAUCCACAAGCUGCUGGAUGGUUGGUGGGUUGUCAGAAAAGGCAGCAUCACUGGAUAUUUUCCAGCCAUGUAUCUACAGAAAUCUGGGGAAGCAGCCCCAGCCAAUGGGAACCCGUUAAAAAGAAAAGGCUUGCCCCCAAGGCGAUCCACUAUUUCAAAUGCUAAGAGUAUUCACAAACAACGUCGAAAGCAGAUUAGCCAGGAAACUUACAGGAGAAACAGCAAGAAGUACUUAAAGCAACGGCAACCCAUUGCGGAUUCUAAAAGCCCAGUUAUAACAGAAAAUAAAGAGGUAGAAAACAAAUCUAAACCCCAGCCUGCAAUUCCCCCAAGACCCAGCAGAGAACUCAUCCUGGACCGUUGCUCAGAGAACACAAAGAACAAGAUCAGAACAUUGAACUAAGUCACCCUGAAAUCAUGUAAUGUUUAUCUAUAAUGAUUUAUACCUUUAGUGCAGCUUCAAACUGGGUUUCCUAGGGACCACAAGAGAAUCUGAUACUGUGGGACCACUCUCAUAGUAAUUAGAAGUCCUAAUCAUAUAGGUUUUUAUAUUGGAUAUUGGGGAAAUAAUGGGAAUUUUCCUAGAGUGGCGCCCAUUUGGGACUGAGCCCACCUGAUACUUUGACUCUGCUUUAGAGUUUAAUAAUCCACCAGUAAAUUCCGAUUGACCAAUAAAAUUUUUGUAUAUACAAGUUAAACAGAAUCAGUAUUUAAAGAAUGGAUUGUAGAGUUUGUCCUGCAGAACUAGCUGACAUAGCAGCAAACACGGAUGUAACAUCAAAUCUGCAUUUGUACAGAAUCCGGGUCUCUGAAGAGGAAUGAGAGACUCCUAAUCAGGGAAAUAGGGAUAUGGGGGGUAGUAGAUAAUAUCCACAUAAAUUUAAAUAAUGUAUUAGAUUUUUAGUUUAUUUCCUGUUUUUUUUAUUUUUUAAAUGUGAUAUUCUUGUUCAUUUCGGGGGGGUUGCUUUUACUUUUUGGGGCAGAUUUAUUAUCGAAUUUUUUAUGGUCAAAAUUCGCCCAAGGAGUUGUUCAAAUUCGAUAAAGUUCAUAUUUGAUUUUCGAGAUUUAUCAUACUCUGGCUCUUUAAGAAUUUCAAAUUCAACUAUUCGCUUCCUAAAACCUGCU